This is a messenger RNA of Rangifer tarandus platyrhynchus (Svalbard reindeer), 375 nucleotides long. Lineage: Eukaryota; Metazoa; Chordata; Mammalia; Artiodactyla; Cervidae. The record is from the annotation of a GenBank genome assembly.
AUGUUAAUAAGCGAGGCACCUCCUCUGGGGGAGCUCUGGGAUCCUGAGGCAGCUGCAGAGAGGAGCCAGCCCCCGGCCUCGUGGCGACUCAGAAGUCCUCCCUCCAGCCUUCUUAGCCCUGCGGACCUGCGUCCUCGAUGCUCACUUCUCACCUUUGAAAGCCAAGCUGAGCUGGCACGCUUCCGGAGCUGGGAGUGUGUGCCUUCGGGGGCCUUGAAAAUGUUUAAGGGUGAAGUGACGACUUGCAUUCCGUGCCAGACACUGGCCACCAUAAUCACAUUUACGUCUCGACCCCACAGAGCAGUCCUGCUGAGCAAACACCUGGCCCUCACCUCUGCCACAGCCCUGCCCGAUACAUUUGUUGACGAGACCUGA